UUACGAGUUGAUGACGCAUGUGCUUACGUAACUGAACUUGAGCGAAACAUGGCGGCCUCAGUCAGGACACUUGCCCUUAGAGCUCUCUCCGAUUCUAUCCGAAAUAUUCAUCAUGUUUCAAGGUGUAGAAUCAAACAUUUGUGCUGUCGUGCGGCAAUCACUGGGUGUCGCGGAUAUAGCGAUAGCACAGAGGGCAGAAGUACGCACUUUGGUUUCCAAACAGUCCCAGAGGAGGAGAAAGCAGAGAAAGUGUAUAAAGUGUUUGAAAAUGUGGCCAAGAAGUAUGACGUGAUGAAUGACGCCAUGAGUUUGGGAAUACACCGUCUGUGGAAAGACACACUGCUGCACACUAUGAACCCUCAGCCGGGACUACGACUGCUGGACACGGCUGGUGGCACUGGUGACAUCUCUUUUCGCUUCUUGGAGUACACACGCUCAAUGUAUGAUCGUCAGCAGCGGUUGAGAGCAAAAUCCCAUCAGACACCAUCAUGGCAGGACAUCGCUGAUCAUUAUGUGUCAGACAAAGCAGGGUCUCCGCAGUCUCGCGCGGUGGUGUGUGACAUCAACAAAGAAAUGCUCAAAGUUGGUAAACAGAGGGCGGAGAAAGCAGGCAUCACUACAGGUCUUUCAUGGGUCGUGGGCGAUGCAGAAGAGCUCCCAUUCGAUGACGAUCAGUUUGACAUUUACACUAUUGCAUUUGGUAUCAGAAAUGUCACCCACAUAGAGCAAGCUCUACAAGAGGCUUUGCGUGUCCUCAAGCCAGGUGGACGGUUCAUGUGUCUAGAAUUCAGCAAAGUGACCAACCCUCUCCUCACAAGGCUGUAUGAUGCAUAUAGUUUUCAGAUGAUCCCUGUGUUGGGUGAAGUGAUUGCUGGAGACUGGAAAUCAUAUCAGUAUUUGGUGGAGAGCAUCCGAAAGUUCCCAGACCAGGAAACAUUCAAGGAAAUGAUCGAGGAUGCCGGCUUCUUCUGUGUCCAGUAUUUUAACCUGACAGGAGGAAUCGUUGCCAUUCAUUCAGGAUUCAAGCUUUGAGUGUCAGCACACAAUGAUAAGAAAGACUGCAGUUAUACACACAAUGAGCGGAGGAUGUUAAAACGAGAGCACUGGUGGACCAGACACUUGGUCUCAGGAAACUCUGCAUGAAAACCCCUUUGUUCUUGUAUUUGUUCUGUUGGUAAUAGAAACACUUUAAACCUCUGAAAUGCUGCGGGUUUGACUGAUAUGUUGAAAAUGGCUUAAUUAUUAAAGGCUGAUGAAAUGUGAGCACUAUUUUUUAUUUGUGCAAGAUGGACAAUGUGUUUGGUUUUUGGGAAGCACAUGCUGACCUAAUAAAAGAUUAAAUAUA
Messenger RNA from Carassius gibelio (silver crucian carp), 1345 nucleotides. RefSeq names its product coenzyme Q5, methyltransferase (gene coq5). The transcript is spliced from 7 exons. Gene Ontology annotation, molecular function: methyltransferase activity. The coding region runs from base 49 to 1032 and encodes 327 amino acids. Gene Ontology annotation, biological process: ubiquinone biosynthetic process. The record is from RefSeq and is a predicted model, not a curated record. Lineage: Eukaryota; Metazoa; Chordata; Actinopteri; Cypriniformes; Cyprinidae.